UACAUCGAGAAGUUGAACAUGCAGGCCAUCAUCAGUGCAUCUACUAACGAGGAUGAGUUCGUUAAGGAGUUCCUGGUCUCGUAUGACAAGAUCCCCGUGCUGAUCCAUGAGCUGUUAGCAGUAGAAGUUUGGACACAGAAGAUUUUCUCCCUGCUAGUCAGGAUGGAUUUCCAACCUUCCAGCACCAUUCCUGUCUAUACUGUGUUGUACCAUGAAGCCACCAUCAUCAACCUACUGGAAACCAUCAUGUACCAUAAGGACACAUGUGAGUCUGCUGAAGACACCAUGUUGGACCUGUUGGACUACUGCUACAGGAAGAUUGUUGACCUGAUAGCCAGGUCACCUGAUCAUGAAGAGACAGAAGAUGUCGAGACAGCUCCCAACAUCAGAGAGUUUGUGGAGCAUCCAACUACGUUUGAGGACCUGAAGAAACAGCAGCGAGCGCUAGACUUUGAUGUAGCAGUGAAGGCUGUGACGAUACUGAGGUACAUCACUGACCACCUGGACAGCCUCCCCCUGAGCACGACCCACCGCCUGUUAAACACCCACAACAUCCCCAUCCUGCUGGUACAGCUUAUAGAAAACUGCCCGUGGACCCGGGAGGGAAACGGGCGACUCCGCAAGUACGUGGACGGGAGAUGGCAGGAGGUUCCUCCGGAGGACAGGAUGAGGCUGACUAAGAUAGAGGGACAGGUGUGGAUAGCCCUGUACAAUGUGCUGAUGGGUCCCAGCUGUCAGCAGAAGUAUGAGUAUAAUGACUACAACAAGAACCAAGUCCUGAAGGUGAGAGGUUACCUGCAUGAGGUGCUGCUGGACCAGUUCCCCCACCUGGCGGAGCUGCAGAGGUACCUGGAACACCUGUCCAUGAUGGAGGCACCUCCAGCCAGAAAGGACCUGGUGCUGGAACAGGUUCCAGAGGUGAGGGAGAGGAUCCUCCAGGAGAAUAAAGGCAAGUGGGAGGCUCUGGCCAAACAUCAGGUCAGGACUGUCUUCAACCCCAGCACGGAGCAGCUCAAGGAGCUGUCCAAGAGGUGGGCAGUGACGUACAACCUUGACCUGUUGGAGAGCAUGUUAGUGGACCCGCCCAAAUGUGCGGUGUGCGGCCAGCCGGCCAGCAAGAGGUGCUCCCGCUGUCAGAAUGAGUGGUACUGCAGACGAGAAUGCCAGGUGAACCACUGGUACAAACACAAGAAGGCGUGUGACCUGAUGGCAGCUCCCAAGUCUGCUCAGUCGUAGCAGCAGGCACACACGGCUGCAGGGAGUUAGUUACCAUAAUGUGUUAUUUCCUGAAUAUUUGGUUUUCAAGAAACCUUCAACAUCAACUAAAUCUAUGCAAAGGGGAGACUGAUAAAUAAAAAGAGCAGGUAUUAAGGGUUUGUGAUUGUUUAGGUCAACUGUAAAUGUAAUUUUUUAAAUUCAAACACAUUGUAAAACACUUAGUUGAAGUAUUUAAGCUUAAGUUACAUGAAUGUGCCCUGUAUUGACAUGAUUAAAUCAUCACCAUGAAGAAGUGCCUUAGUGUUUGAAAAUCAAACUACAAAAGACAUUCCAACAAUACUAUGGCUGUAUAUAUUUGAAUAUGUUUUUAUACACGCAUUCAUGUUGUCUUGCCAUUUAAUUUCUUGUUUGCUAUAGUCUCAAAAGUAUUAAAGACUGUAUGUGAUGG
Messenger RNA from Branchiostoma floridae (Florida lancelet), 1666 nucleotides. RefSeq names its product zinc finger MYND domain-containing protein 10-like. Gene Ontology annotation, cellular component: centriolar satellite; cytoplasm. NCBI's taxonomy places the organism in Eukaryota, Metazoa, Chordata, Leptocardii, Amphioxiformes, Branchiostomatidae. The record is from RefSeq and is a predicted model, not a curated record. Gene Ontology annotation, biological process: motile cilium assembly; inner dynein arm assembly; outer dynein arm assembly.